AGAGAGAGAGAGGAGGAGGAGGAAAUAGAGCGAGAAAGAGAGAGAGAGGGAGGGAGAGAGAGAGAGAGAGUAACUGGAGCAAACAUGACUUGAGAAGCGCACUGCAAACAAGCGCCACUGUGUUCCCACUCUCUGCAUUUACCUGCGCGAAUCGGAGAGCUGCGUGUGAGUGACGGCCGGGAGCCGAUGCGCAGAAGUGGAUUGUUUGGACGGGAAAUCGGUGUCCUGUGUGGAUUCGGUCCUUUUUAAAGAGGCCAAAUAAGAAGAAAAAAAGGCCUUUCAUCUUGCAGUCAACUUAAGAGAGACAGAAGGACAGAGUGAGAACGAAGCUCCCGGAGAGACUGACACACUGAGGUAGACGGGCCGACCUACAUCCUGCAGUGUGCGUGGAGAUCUAGGACACAGCUUAGCUUCGACAACCAACGGCGGAAAAGCCAGAGGAAAAAGAGGACAUUUGUGCUUUUCUAAGACUGAUCUGAUCCACUGAGGGUCUGUGACGAGUCUGGACACUGAACCACAAAGCCCCUUCAAAUGAAUAAAUGAGGGUUACUUCUGAGCUCCAGCUGUUCUACAUCUUUUUGGCAAAUUUGGACACUUGAGUCCGCUCCUGUCACAAUUACACUGAAACUGCAAUAAGCAGAACAAGAACUUUGCGAGAGAUCCUUCAAGGUUGUUUUUUGGCACCGCCUCCUCCUCCCCUUGACCCAGUUCUUUCUUCAACAACAAAAACAUUUCAAACUGGCUGCCUCGCGACAAACAUGGAAAAUCUGACAUCAGCUCUCAAAACAUUAGACAAAAACUCAGCGGACAAUAACUGCAGUGAGACCUUCAGCAGUUAUGAAGAGUCUCUUCCUUCCGCCGAAGGGAGUCCGAAUCGCCUAGGCCGCCCGGCCAAGGGCAAACCCAGCAUGAGCUGCAGGCGAAAGCGUGAGUUCAUUUCGGAUGAGAAGAAGGACGCCUGCUACUGGGAGAAGCGCCGCAAAAACAAUGAGGCCGCCAAGCGCUCCCGGGAGAAGCGACGUCUCAACGAUAUGGUCUUGGAGAACCGCGUCAUGGCACUGAAUGAUGAGAAUGUGAGGCUCAAGACAGAGCUGCUCCAGCUGAAGCUGCGCUUUGGCCUCAUAAGCACCGCCUCCUACAUUGAAAAGAGCCAGCAGAUGGGCGCAAGUAGCAACGCGGGAAAUGGAGGCUCCUCCUCAUCCUCCUCCUCGACCCAGUACUACUCCAGCGGUUACUCCAGCGGUUCUCAGGUGAUGAUGAACUCCGAUUCCUCAGAAACCGAGCAGUCUGGACACAGUGAGGGCCACAGGCAGAUGGUGAAAUACUCCCCACGCGGCUCCUUGUCGGACAUGUCCGACGGCUCCUCCAGGGACAGCCCUGAGCCGCUUCCUUUCGAGAUCAAACAGGAGGGUGACCAGCUAGAGAUGGACAUUGCCAGUGGCACCACCACCCAGAUCAUGUUCAACAUCCACCGUGGUCUGCCCGCGGUGCCCACUCACCACCAGAUCCAGCAGCAUUCUCAGGAGCUGGAGGCCGCAUAUCACAGCCAACAGCAGCAGCAGCAGCACCAUCAACAACAACAACAGCCCCACCAGGAGCCUGUGACCGCUAACAACGCCGUCAGCCAGCCUGCCCCCAACCCACCUGCUGCCCAGAGGAGCGUCAUUCUGUAUGGCUCCAGCAGCGCCUCCUACCCUGUGGACGCCCUGACGAGGCACCAGGACAUCAAUGUGCCGGCAGCCCAGAAGCAGAGUGGCGGCAGCGGCCAGACCUGCGUCAGCCGGCUGCCCCCGUCUAUCACAAAGAGCUCCACAGAGACACUGGCUGAGGUGACGAAGCAGCUGGAGAGGAAGACAUUAGACUCCCCUCCAUAUGAGCUCUCAGACAGCCAUAAUGAGGCUGGAGAGAGACAGGGGUACAUAGUUGGCCAACCUCCCCAGCAGCACCUGGAGCAGGAGCAGGACCAGCAGGAGAGAGAUCCGUGUGCAGAGAUCCUCCACCAACAAGUGGAGGGGGUCAACCACUCUUACCUGUACCACCCUCAUCAGCAGCCCCAUCAUUCAUACCUCUGUGCCCAAGACGAGGAGCCACCUGUGCUCACCUACGAGGGCGGGCACGGAAGUGAGGCUGACUACCGAGGCCAAUCAAACCCUUCGAGCAAGGACACGUCAUCCAGCGACGGAGAUCACCGUAGCUCCGAUAAAGACGCAUCCACGGACGAUGAUGAGUCCCCUUCCUCAUCUUGCUCAGAUUUGGGCAGCUACCACAGCCAACAUGUCACCAGCCUCCACCAUCCUGCCUCGCCUCUGCCUUCCUCCCAGGGCUGCUCUCAGGCCCAGGGCCGGGAUCCCCAGGGGGAGGUGAAGGGCACGGCGUUGCCCCACAAACUCAGACUCAAACACCGGGCCAUGAGCUCCGGCCAGGAAUCCCCAAUGACGCCUCCGUCUGCCACGCCGCCUCCCCUGCCCCAGCACCCUUACUUGUCCCUCAUGCCGCAGCAGAACGUCAUGCGAGAGAGCCCGACCGGAGGCUUCAAACUGGCGGCCUCAGGGGAGGGGGGCAGGACGGAGAGUGGAAAAAAGGAGACAGGGGGACGACGAAACAAGAGGCGAGAUUAGGUGACAUACAUGUCUCCUCUAAGAACUACCCUGCCACCAUGCCUUUUUCCCUCUAAUCAAACUCCCUCCUCAAGCCCUAGGGACCUCUCUACUUCCUUAUCCCCAACAUCACCAGAAAGGCUGGACAUCUUGUAGGGCUGUAUCAUAUUUGUAUAUAUUGUACAGAUUUGUCAUUUCUUACAUCCUCUCCAUACUUACAGAAGCACUUUUUUUUUAUGUGAUGAGAGGAGGAAUGGAACUACCUGCUUUUUCUUUACAUUUAGAUCACAAACAAGAAUGUAGGACAAGGACAAGUUUUGAGCUUUAUCAGUGCUAUAAAUUUGGUACAUAUCUGACUGUAGACAAACAUACACAUGUAUGGUUUAUCUGCCUUAAUCUAAUGCAAACGUAUACUGGGGACUUUCCCUCGACCAAAGAAGCACCAACACUACAAACAUCAAGUUCCAUACCUCUUCCCAGACCCUACCUCUACCAACCCUUACUCUCCCCAACCAUCUCCAUUAUUUCACGAAAGAUCGCAGUCACCUUUAUUUUUUAAGCACUUGGUUUGUAUAUUACUGUGAUAUAUGAAUAUAUGUAUCUACUAUAAAUAUAUAUUUUACAAAGAAAUUUGAAUACAAAAUUCAACGAAAAUGCGACACGCCCGGAAUGGUGAAAGAGGGUUUUGAAAGUGACCAUCCUAUUAUGAUUCACAAUUACUGUACAGCCACGUUGUCCACUGUUGCUAUAGGACCCAUUCGAAUUAAGAACAAACAGCUCUCUCUUGAUUGUUAAGCUUUAGCAUUAAUCAUUUGUUAAUGCCCCGUUUACACAGAAAUGGCCGUCCGGUUUGGGGCACCAACAGCACUGAAUGGAGAACACGUUGUUUCCUGAGGCCUCAUUAGGAUGUUUGGAUUACUUAACCUUUAACCAGCCUUUAAAUAUUCGGUGGAACUCACCAGCUGCAGGCUACAAGCCUUUUACUUUAUUUGAGCUUUAUCAACCAUAUCUUGUUGUCGUUACCAUUCACUGGCCCAAUGUAUUUAUUUCCUCUUCUCCACGCGCCUAUCACUGUAGGAACAUAGACGGAGAAUGUGUACAGACCUUUUUAAGAUACAUCCGGCGGCCUUGAGCUUGAACUGUAAUGGAGGUAUGGGAUGCUUGGGGGGGCGAACGCAGGAGGAGUUAUGGUCCCAAUCAUUUAAAUGUGAACGAGUUCCACUUCUGUAAAGAACUAAGGAGAGUUACUGCCCAUUAAUUGAAAUGAAACAAGGUUUUGUCGCGGGACCAAUUCGUGACCCUCAAGGUUUGCAUUGGCUCCCCAGAUAGACGAGUGGAACUAAAGCUACUGCAAACCCCAAAUGCUCUAAUCCCCUAAAUUGUGCAAGCGUCCCCUAAAAUUGCCCAGCAACAAUCUGAGUUUAAAUUAAUGAAAUAAAUGGCCUCCCAUGUGUCCCGCGUGCCUCCAUUAAUCAUUUCAGGCGUCAUUCAUCCCUCUCUGGUGGGAGCUCGUCUACCACAAUGAAUUGCUCGCACUGGAACCAAGUUUAGCAAAAGUCUAUGUACCACGUUUGGCUUUAUGGGUAUUUGUGUAUAAAUGUAAAGUCCCCCCCACUCCACCCCCUGAACAACACUGUAAUGUUUAUUUCAUUGGUUUUAUAUCAUCUUUUUUUAUCGUCAAGGUGUUGUUCUGUUUUCUCUAUACUGUGUCUUUUCUCAUAUUGACUGUGAUGACAUGUAUUUUGCCUCAUUCCCCUCCCCCGACACUUUUUUUCAGUGUGUAUAAAUCAGUAAUGUUUGUGGUUUUGCUGAUGGUUUUAUGAAAAAGACGAGGAGAAAAAAAAAAUAAAGAAAAAGAAAAACAGGCAAAGAUAGUGUGGUGUUUAGAGAUGGGUGGUGGUUGGUCUGGUUGGUCAUUACCAUUGCUUCUUUUUUACAUAAAUAUGUAUGUAAAGACACUAAUGUUCAUUGUGGAAGAUGGGAGCAUUUCAAGAUUGACAAAAGAAAAUAAAUUAAAAAAGAAUGUUGACGCUGUCAACAUACCGUGAA
This is a messenger RNA of Cyclopterus lumpus (lumpfish), 4646 nucleotides long. RefSeq names its product nuclear factor interleukin-3-regulated protein-like. Gene Ontology annotation, cellular component: nucleus. Bases 759 to 2618 code for a protein of 619 amino acids. NCBI's taxonomy places the organism in Eukaryota, Metazoa, Chordata, Actinopteri, Perciformes, Cyclopteridae. The record is from RefSeq and is a predicted model, not a curated record. Gene Ontology annotation, molecular function: DNA binding; DNA-binding transcription factor activity. Gene Ontology annotation, biological process: circadian rhythm; regulation of DNA-templated transcription. The transcript is spliced from 2 exons.